AUGCGCAUCGCCUCAUACGGCCUUCUUGCGGCUGCGGUCGGGAGCGCUGCAGCCCUGCCAUUGGAGUCACGGCAGGCCAGCGGCAAUGGCACAAUCCAGUGUGCUCCGAUCCCCUCUCCGCCCCCAACAUGGCAACAGCUUCCUCAGCAGUCGUCGCUCCCCGACCCGUUCUUACCGCUCCGGUACACGACGACAGACAAUGCGGGCGGCUCGUCGACGUUUGCCAGGGACGUGAUGACGGGCAAGGGCAAGAACAGGGUGCAGACGCGCGAGGAGUGGUACCAGUGCCGCCAGCCCGAGAUUGUGCGUAUGCUGCAGGAGUAUCAGUACGGCUACUACCCGGAUCACAGCCAGGAGAAAGUGGAGGCCACGCGCAGCGGCAACACGCUCAACAUCGCCGUGACGGCCGGCGGCAAGACGGGCAGGUUCAGAGCCACCAUCACGCUGCCCUCGGGUGCGUCGGCAGCCAAACCGGCACCGGUGGUGAUCAACAUUGGCGGUAUGCAGAACCAGCCGUACCUUGGCGCGGGCAUUGCCAUCGCGCAGUUUGACUAUACCUCGGUGGCGCCCGACAGCAACUCGAAGAGCGGGGCUUUCUGGAGUAUCUAUAACGGUCAGGACAUCGGCGUCCUAACGGCCUGGGCCUGGGGUUUCCACCGCACGCUGGACGCAAUCAACAUGACGGUGCCCGAGAUCGACUCCAACCGUGUCGGUGUCACUGGCUGUUCACGGCUGGGCAAGGCGGCGCUCGCCGCAGGACUCUUUGACUCCCGGAUCACGCUGACGAUGCCCAUGUCGUCUGGAGUGCAAGGGCUGGGGCCGUACCGCUACUACACCAUGAGCGGGCAGGGCGAGAACCUCGAGAACAGCAAGUCCGGCGCCGGAUGGUGGAGCAACAGCAAGCUGGGCACGUUCGUCAACCACGCCGAGAACCUCCCCUACGACGCGCACACCAUUGCUGCUGCUAUCGCACCGCGCGCGCUGGUUAUUGACCAGGGCACGGGGGACCAGUUUGUUAAUAGUAAGGGCACGGCCACGGUCAUCUACCCUGCUGCGAAGCUGGUGUAUGACUGGCUGGGAGCGGGGGAUAGGAUUGCUAUAAGCGUGCGCAGCGGGGGACAUUGCGAUAUGAGCGGCUUCACGUCCAUCUUGCCGUAUGUGCAAAAGAUCUUCUUUGGGACGCCGACAACCAAGGACUACAAUAGUCUAGGCACGUAUGGGUCGCCGGUGACGACUGCGUUUCCUUGGGGGACAGCGGUGCCCAAGGCGACAUGA
Canariomyces notabilis is the source of this 1275-nucleotide messenger RNA. RefSeq names its product carbohydrate esterase family 15 protein. The transcript has 3 exons. The coding region runs from base 1 to 1275 and encodes 424 amino acids. NCBI's taxonomy places the organism in Eukaryota, Fungi, Ascomycota, Sordariomycetes, Sordariales, Chaetomiaceae. The record is from RefSeq and is a predicted model, not a curated record.